Messenger RNA from Eruca vesicaria subsp. sativa (arugula), 2135 nucleotides. Lineage: Eukaryota; Viridiplantae; Streptophyta; Magnoliopsida; Brassicales; Brassicaceae. The record is from the annotation of a GenBank genome assembly.
CGUCGACACACAUUCUCGUCGGAAAUUCAAUCGGAGACAUGAAGAAAUCUCCGUUACCAAUGCAGAACGCUCACCGCUCCGAUAAGAACGUGGCCGGAAAAGAAGCACUGGUGAAGCUAUUGAGAUGGCAUUUCGGGCAUGCAGAUUUCAGAGGGAAGCAGUUAGAAGCGAUUCAAGCUGUUGUUUCUGGAAGGGAUUGUUUUUGCUUGAUGCCGACGGGAGGAGGGAAAUCGAUUUGUUAUCAGAUACCUGCGUUGGCUAAACCUGGAAUCGUCCUCGUUGUUUCUCCUUUGAUUGCUUUGAUGGAGAAUCAAGUGAUGGCGUUGAAGGAGAAAGGUAUUGCUGCUGAGUAUCUCUCCUCCACUCAAGCUACUCAUCUUAGGAACAAGAUCCACGAGGACCUUGAUUCUGGAAAACCCUCUGUAAGAUUGCUGUAUGUUACUCCAGAACUGAUCGCCACGAAAGGAUUUAUGUUGAAGCUGAGAAAACUCCAUGACAGGGGGUUAUUGAAUCUUAUAGCUAUAGACGAGGCACAUUGCAUCUCAUCAUGGGGCCAUGACUUCAGACCAAGCUAUCGUCAACUUUCAACCUUGAGAGAUUCUUUGGCUGAUGUUCCAGUGUUGGCUCUAACCGCUACUGCAGCUCCUAAGGUACAAAAGGAUGUUAUUGACUCCUUGAGUUUGCGGAAUCCUUUGGUCCUCAAGUCUUCUUUCAAUCGCCCAAAUAUCUUCUAUGAAGUUCGGUACAAAGAUCUUAUAGAUAAUGCUUACACUGAUUUGUGCAACUUACUCAAGUCAUGUGGAAGUAUAUGUGCAAUUAUCUAUUGCCUUGAGCGUACAACCUGUGAUGACUUGUCUCUUCAUCUCACCACUACUGGGAUAUCUUCUGCUGCUUAUCAUGCAGGACUCAAUAGUAGCCUGAGAAGUACUGUAUUAGAUGACUGGCUGUCCUCGAAGAAGCAAGUUAUCGUUGCCACAGGUAUAGAUAAGAAGGAUGUGAGAAUGGUUUGCCACUUCAACGUUCCAAAAUCGAUGGAAUCUUUCUACCAAGAGUCCGGUAGAGCAGGUCGGGAUCAACUACCUUCAAGAAGUGUAUUAUACUAUGGCGUAGACGAUAGAAAGAAAAUGGAGUUUCUACUAAGGAACUCGGAGAAUAAGAAACCCCCAUCCUCAAAAAAGCCUACAUCUGACUUCGAGCAGAUUAUGAGAUACUGUGAAGUUUCUGGAUGCAGAAGAAAAAAAAUUCUUGAGAGCUUUGGUGAAGAGUUUCCUGUGCAGCAAUGCCAAAAAACGUGUGAUGCAUGUAAGCAUCCAAAUCAAGUUGCUCGUUGCUUGGAGGAGCUCACGACUACCGCCUCCCGAAGACACAAUUCUUCUCGAGUUUUCAUCACUAGCUCGAGUGAUAAUAAUACCAAUGAGGGGCAGUACUCUGAGUUCUGGAAUCGUAAUGAAGAUGGAAGCGAUUCCGAUGAGGAAAUAUCAAAUUCAGAUGAUGACACUGAUGCGGUCAAAAGCCUAGCAGGACCUAAACUAUCGAAAAAGCUGGGACUAGAUGAGAAACUGGUUUUACUGGAGCGGGCUGAGCAGAAGUACAACGAAAGGAAUAAACAGGUGAAAAAGUCAGAGAAGAAUGCAAUAUCAGAAACACUAAGGGAAUCAAGCAAGCAGAGACUCUUGAAUGAGCUGACACGAGUACUUCAACUGCUCGGUGUAGAGGAGAUUAAUUCCCAAAACGCAUCUGAGCAUCUUGAAAACGAGUGCUAUAGAAAAUAUAGCAAAGCAGGGAAAUCGUUUUAUUACUCACAGAUAGCGAGUACUGCGAGAUGGUUAGGAACCGCAAGCAGAGACGAUCUAAUGACCCGACUUAGCUCAAUGCCCAGGGAAGAAGACCCAUCAGGAGAAUCAAUCAUGGUGACUGAACCAUCCCAGAACAUAGAGCAAGAAGACGGAAACACAUACACAAACGAGCCACAGGUCGAUGAACCAACACAGCUGCUCGUGACUAGCCCGAGCCGUUCGCCUAUAAGGCUCCCAGAGAUUCCGUCAUUCUCAGAGUUUGUGAACCGGAGAAAGAUGAAGCACUCUGCUGAAGGUUCGGAUGUCAAGAAACCGGCAAAGAUAAUGAAGCUACAGUGA